This is a messenger RNA of Truncatella angustata, 363 nucleotides long. RefSeq lists its product as uncharacterized. NCBI's taxonomy places the organism in Eukaryota, Fungi, Ascomycota, Sordariomycetes, Amphisphaeriales, Sporocadaceae. The transcript has a single exon. The coding region runs from base 1 to 363 and encodes 120 amino acids. The record is from RefSeq and is a predicted model, not a curated record.
AUGCGUUUCAGCCGCUUCAUAUAUCUACCCGCUCUGCUAGCCACCAGCUUUUCAACCGCUUCCCCUACUCCCACUGCGGCAACGCUAGAAGCCAGAGCACUAUGGGAAGCUAUGGGUCAUAAUGACGCCGAAUUUGUAUAUGGCAUGGACACGUAUAAGAGGAAUUAUGGAAAAAACGUCGACGUUUCUGCGGAUGAGUAUCGACAGGCAGUGGCCUGGGUCAAGGACACAUUGUUUCCCAACAUGGAUACUACAGCGAUCGAGUACAAUUACAGGCAGCACCACAACAACAUUAACAGGAUGCCCGCGAAGGACGAGGCCAGACAGGCUUACAAUAUGCUUGGACUCGCAUCCCCAUACUGA